Messenger RNA from Coccinella septempunctata (seven-spotted ladybird), 618 nucleotides. RefSeq lists its product as uncharacterized. Gene Ontology annotation, biological process: sleep; positive regulation of voltage-gated potassium channel activity; regulation of synaptic transmission, cholinergic. Lineage: Eukaryota; Metazoa; Arthropoda; Insecta; Coleoptera; Coccinellidae. The coding region runs from base 29 to 448 and encodes 139 amino acids. The transcript has 4 exons. The record is from RefSeq and is a predicted model, not a curated record.
AGGAUUUUACGAUUUUCUGACCAUCGACAUGCAAAUUUCUACAAUUUUUCAAGUUAGCGUCUUAUUAUUGUUUUAUUUUUUGACAGCAGUAUACGCACUGAAAUGUUUCCAAUGCAACUCUUUCGACAAUCCAGAAUGCCUGACGCUAAAAAAUAACGACACGGAUUCAGAACAUUACAAGGAAUGUCCAAAACUCGAGGGAAAUGUGACAUUCUGCCGAAAAUUAUAUCAACAACUUGAGAAUGACGAGAAAACCGAGCGAGUUAGAAGGAGUUGCGGAUGGAUCCUUCACAAGGAGCCCAAGGAUCAUUGUUGGAGGGCAGACACUGAUUUCAAGAAGGAAAGGAACUGCCAAUGUUUUGGAGACGCUUGCAACACCUCAUAUCGUACAGAAUAUAGUUUUAGUGCAUGUUUGGUUGCUGUAGUUGCUUUCCUUCUGUAUAUAUGAAUGGAUUGAAAAUUAUUAAUACAAUUAUUGAAAUCAUUUUUUGAUAUGCUAUAAGGAAGACAUUACAACAAUUUAAUUUUUUUUAAUGUGUUGGAUAUGGUGUUUACUCUAUUCCAUGCCUAAUGGAAAGUUGACAUAAUUUUUCCCGAAUAAAAACUUAUAAUUUUUUA